CGGCGGAGCGGCGCCGGGCGCGGAGGAGCCGAGGGACCGGGCCGAGCGGCGGCGGCCGAGGUCCUUCAUGAUGAAAGAUUUGGGGGCAUUCCUCUCUCCUCUGUGUAGUUGAUAGUUUGGGUGGUGAAGAGAUGGCCGACAGUGUCAAAACCUUCCUGCAGGACCUAGCCAGGGGUAUCAAAGAUUCGAUCUGGGGUAUCUGCACCAUCUCAAAGCUAGAUGCUCGAAUCCAGCAAAAGAGAGAAGAACAACGUCGAAGAAGGGCAAGCAGUGUCCUGGCACAGAGGAGAGCCCAGAGUGUAGAACGGAAGCAGGAGAGUGAGCCACGGAUCGUCAGUAGAAUAUUCCAGUGCUGUGCUUGGAAUGGCGGAGUGUUUUGGUUCAGUCUCCUCUUGUUCUAUCGAGUGUUUAUCCCAGUGCUUCAGUCAGUAACAGCUCGCAUCAUUGGUGAUCCAUCAUUGCAUGGAGAUGUUUGGUCAUGGUUGGAAUUCUUCCUCACGUCAGUUUUCAGUGCUCUGUGGGUGCUCCCCCUGUUCGUGCUCAGCAAAGUUGUGAAUGCCAUUUGGUUUCAGGAUAUAGCUGAUUUGGCAUUUGAGGUGUCAGGGAGGAAGCCUCACCCCUUCCCUAGUGUGAGCAAAAUCAUUGCUGACAUGCUCUUCAACCUUUUGCUGCAGGCUCUUUUCCUCAUCCAGGGGAUGUUUGUGAGUCUCUUUCCCAUUCAUCUUGUUGGCCAGCUGGUUAGUCUCCUGCACAUGUCCCUUCUCUACUCCCUGUACUGCUUUGAAUAUCGUUGGUUCAAUAAAGGAAUUGAAAUGCACCAGCGGUUGUCAAACAUAGAAAGGAACUGGCCUUACUACUUUGGGUUUGGCUUACCCUUGGCUUUUCUCACAGCAAUGCAGUCCUCAUACAUCAUCAGUGGAUGCCUCUUUUCCAUCCUGUUCCCUUUAUUCAUUAUCAGCGCUAAUGAAGCAAAGACCCCUGGAAAAGCAUAUCUUUUCCAGUUGCGCCUCUUCUCCCUGGUGGUCUUCUUAAGCAACAGACUCUUCCACAAGACAGUCUACCUGCAGUCUGCGCUGAGCAGCUCCACCUCUGCAGAGAAGUUCCCUUCACCACAUGCGUCUCCUGCCAAACUGAAGGCUGCUGCAGGCCACUGAGUCGCCUGCCAUCAGAGGGGCUGGGUGGGAUUGGAAGGAGGCUGUGGCAGCUUUCUCUAAUCUCUGACACCACCACGCCUCACCUUGCCCUAUAGCCCCCAACUGGGGAAGGCAGGACUCGCUCUGCCAAGGGCCCUCUGCAUAUUCCCUUCUGAGGAAUUGGAAGUUUUGCCUUUGGUGCACGUAAAGCAGCAUCUUCUUGACACCAGUAUGGAUUUUUAACACCUCCGUGAGUCUGAAAGGACCACAGGUUUUCUGCAGCUAUUUUCUAGCAUUUUGCCAGCCGCUGCGCCAGGACUGGUUUGACUCCUUUGUUUUCUCCCUGUGCCAUGGCCCCUCCCACCUCUCCUUCCUACCUUCUGCCACCCUUGGAUGAAUGGGUUUUGUAAUUGUAGCUGUUGUGUUUUGUGGAUUUGUUAUUUUUGUUGUUUUUCUGUGAAGCACAUUCAUCAAAUGGGGGGGCUAAAGGAGAGUCUCAGCUGCUCCUGGACACUCCCCAUACAGCCAUCACUGUCUUGUUUCUUGUAACUCAGGUUAGGUUUUGGUCUCUCUUACUCCACUGCAAACACAUACACACACACACACACACACACACACACAAACAACAAGCCUGAAGAGAUGGGACAGGAGGAGGGAAAACCCUACAGCCAGCUUGUUGGGUUUUGAGGAGGGUUUUUUUUUUCUUCCCCUUGAAGGGGAUGUAAUUCUUUUCACUGGUACAUUUAAGGCUCCCCAUCUGUGGGGAGGUGCCAGUUCAGGACAAGUGCCACUACAACAGAGAUUGCUCAGAGAACCUGAACUUUUCAUCUGUGGAGGGUGGAAAUUUACUGUUAGCACUGCCGGUCUGUCUGCUAUUUCAGAGAAGUAUUGGGUGCUGCGAGUGGGAACCGAAGGCAUAAACUUCUUAAACCCAUGAAACCUGUGAUUGGUUGGUGUUUUCCUUUCAUUUUAAGAGAAACAUGUGUUGGGGAAUGGGGCAGAUGUCAAAAUACUUGUACAAUUUAAAAACAAGUCACAAUUAAAUGUGAGCUGGUUUCCCA
This is a messenger RNA of Ochotona curzoniae (black-lipped pika), 2194 nucleotides long. RefSeq names its product EI24 autophagy associated transmembrane protein (gene EI24). The transcript has 11 exons. Bases 132 to 1154 code for a protein of 340 amino acids. Gene Ontology annotation, biological process: macroautophagy. NCBI's taxonomy places the organism in Eukaryota, Metazoa, Chordata, Mammalia, Lagomorpha, Ochotonidae. The record is from RefSeq and is a predicted model, not a curated record. Gene Ontology annotation, cellular component: endoplasmic reticulum.